Molecule: messenger RNA, 1062 nt
Organism: Aspergillus pseudoviridinutans
Lineage: Eukaryota; Fungi; Ascomycota; Eurotiomycetes; Eurotiales; Aspergillaceae
Product: 2,3-butanediol dehydrogenase
Exons: 6
Coding region: 1-1062 (353 amino acids)
Biological process (GO): butanediol biosynthetic process
Cellular component (GO): cytoplasm
Molecular function (GO): (R,R)-butanediol dehydrogenase activity; zinc ion binding
Source: RefSeq, a predicted model, not a curated record
AUGAGAGCUGUCCGGUUCCAUGGCCGCGGCGAUAUCCGUGUCGACGAGACCGAUGAGCCCGUCUGCGGCGAGGGCCAGGUCAAGAUCCGGCCUGCCUUUGUAGGGAUCUGCGGAAGCGAUCUGCACGAGUACCUCGCUGGUCCCAUCACAAUUCCCUCGACGCCGCAUCCAAUCACGGGUGGGAGUGUCCCCGUCACCCUGGGACAUGAAUUCAGUGGUGUGAUAGAGGAGGUUGGUGCGCGCGUUUCACGACUGAAAGUCGGUGAUUACGUGGCUGUCAGACCGAAUCUGUAUGAUGGGACGUGUGCGAGUUGUUUAGCGGGUUGGCGGAACUGUUGUCAGAAUCUGGGAUUUAUCGGGUAUAGCAGCGAUGCAGGAGGUUUGUCAGAUCACGUUGUUGUAGGUGAGAAGCAUGCCAUUCUGUUGCCGGAGGGUUUCCCUCUUGACCUUGGGGCCCUUGUCGAACCCCUUACCGUGGCCUGGCAUGCAGUUAGCCGCGCCUCCGUCCGGCCUGACGACACCGUCCUCGUGGUAGGGGGAGGACCGAUCGGCCUCGCUGUCGUUCAGGUCCUGAAAGCGCGCGGAAUCAAGUCCGUCAUAGUCUCCGAAGUAUCCUCACAGCGUAAGCAGUUUGCGAAAGAACUAGGUGCGACCGAGGUGAUUGAUCCGCGAGUGGAUGAUACUGUGGCUUCAGUUCGCGCAAUGACAGCAGGGGAAGGGGCAGCCAUCGCCUUUGAAUGCUCUGGCGUGCAGGUGGGCUUCGACACGGCUGUUCAUGCUAUUCGAGCGAGGGGAACGGUGACCAUAGUGUCGCUGUGGGAGGAGAGGCCUAAGAUCGAUGCGCUUGACAUCGUUUUGCACGAGAAACAUGUCAUUGGCGCUGUGAUCUGUGACGAUGGUGAUUUCGAAGCUGUCAUUGACGCGAUUUCAUCAGGAAAGCUCUCCCCUCGAGCGAUGAUCACGAGCAAGAUCCAGAUGGAGGACGUGGUGGCCAAGGGGUUCAAGGCUUUGAUUGACGAGCGGGACAAGCAUGUCAAGAUCCUAGUUGAGGUGUCUACAUGA